Messenger RNA from Apodemus sylvaticus (European woodmouse), 2706 nucleotides. It is a transcript of the gene Mdm2, whose product is annotated as MDM2 proto-oncogene. The record is from RefSeq and is a predicted model, not a curated record. Bases 172 to 1638 code for a protein of 488 amino acids. Gene Ontology annotation, biological process: negative regulation of apoptotic process; regulation of cell cycle. Lineage: Eukaryota; Metazoa; Chordata; Mammalia; Rodentia; Muridae. Gene Ontology annotation, molecular function: identical protein binding; ubiquitin protein ligase activity. Gene Ontology annotation, cellular component: nucleus. The transcript has 12 exons.
UGGAGCUCCGGAGCGAAAUGGCCGCUCAGGUCCCGGCCGCCGGGCCUCCGCGCUCUCCGUGAAGGGUCGGAGGAUGCGCGGGAAGUAGCAGCGGUCUGCUGGUCAGCGGAGACGGACGCCUCGGGGACCUCUCCGAUCGUCACCGCGCUUCCCCUGCGUGCCUCCAGGCCAAUGUGCAAUACCAACAUGUCUGUGUCUACCGAGAGUGCUGCAAGCACCUCACAGAUUCCAGCUUCGGAACAAGAGACUCUGGUUAGACCAAAACCAUUGCUUUUGAAGUUGUUAAAGUCCGUUGGAGCACAAAAAGAUACUUACACUAUGAAAGAGAUUAUAUUUUAUAUUGGCCAGUAUAUUAUGACUAAACGAUUAUAUGACGAAAAGCAGCAGCAUAUUGUAUAUUGCUCAAAUGAUCUUCUAGGAGAUGUGUUUGGAGUCCCAAGUUUCUCUGUGAAGGAGCACAGGAAAAUAUAUGCAAUGAUCUACAGAAACUUAGUGGUUGUGAGUCAGCAAGACUCUGGCCCUGGCUCAUCGGUGAGUGAGGACAGAUGUCAGCCUGACGGUGGGAGGGAGCUGAAGGACCCUGUGCAGGUGCCACAAGAAGAGAAACCUUCAUCUUCUGAUUUAGUUUCUAGACCGUCUACCUCAUCUAGAAGGAGAACAAUUAGUGAGACAGAAGAUAACACAGCUGAACUACCUGGUGAACGACAACGGAAACGCCACAGGUCCCUGUCCUUUGAUGAGAGCCUGGGACUGUGUGUGCUGAGGGAGAUAUGCUGUGAACGAGGCAGCAGCAGCAGCAGCGAGUCCACAGAGACCCCCUCGUAUCAGGAUCUUGAUGACGGCGCGAGUGAAGAGUCUGGUGACUGCCUAGAUCAGGAUUCGGCUUCUGAUCAGUUUAGUGUAGAAUUUGAGGUUGAGUCUCUUGACUCAGAAGAUUACAGCCUGAGUGACGAAGGGCCCGAGCUCUCAGAUGAGGAUGAUGAGGUCUAUCGGGUCACAGUCUAUCAGACAGGAGAGAGUGAUGCAGACUCUUUUGAGGGAGAUCCUGAGAUCUCAUUAGCUGACUAUUGGAGAUGCGCCUCGUGCAACGAAAUGAACCCUCCGCUUCCAGCACACUGCAACAGAUGCUGGGCCCUCCGUGAGAACUGGCUUCCCGAAGACAAAGGGGGAGAAGAGGAAGUGGAAACCUCUGAAAAGGCCAAGCUGGAAAACUCAGCUCAGGCAGAAGAAGGCUUAGAUGUGCCUGAUGGCAAAAAAAUGGUGGAGGACGACGCGAAGGAGUUCUGUGUUGAGGACAGCGAGGAGAAGGUCACAGACAUGCCCCUGUCGCAGGAGAGCGACGACUACUGCCAGCCGUCUACCUCCAGCAGCGUGGUUCACAGCAGCCAGGAGAGUGUCAGAGAGCUGAAGGAGGAAACGGAGGACAGAGAGGAAAGUGUGGAACCUAGCUUCUCCCCAAAUGCCAUAGAGCCAUGUGUGAUCUGCCAGGGGCGGCCUAAAAAUGGCUGCAUUGUUCACGGCAAAACCGGACACCUCAUGUCGUGUUUCACGUGUGCAAAGAAGCUAAAGAAAAGGAACAAGCCGUGCCCGGUGUGCAGACAGCCGAUCCAAAUGAUUGUGCUAACUUACUUCAACUAGCUGACCUGCCCACAAAAGGAGAAUUUUAUAUUUCUAACAUAACUGGACAAUGUGGGUAUUAUUUUUAUACAUUAAACAGGAAUCUGUCUUAGUCUACAUAAAAUUCUCUUGUAAUUUAUCAUUGAGGGUAAAAAUAUUGAAUGUUUUCUUCCUUUUAGGAAAAUUUCACUUGAUUAUAUUCGUGUUUUAAUAUAAUUUUCAUUGGCUGUUUUCAUUUUCCUUCCAUUUUAGUCCCCAAACUGUGCUUUGUACAGUGAGAGGUCCUGUCCAUCUCCUGCAGAUGAUGCCUUCCUCAUGAGGAGCUACAGAAGAAUUGCUUGAUUUCUAAUUUUUUUGUUAAUAAUAAGAGCAUUUAAUUUAUUUAGUACCUUUCAUGUAAAGAGUUAAAGACUGUGAAGGAUUGUAUAUUUAAGUUAUUAAAAUUAUGAAACUCCACAGUUCUACAAAAUGUGUGAGUUGUGGGCUGCAGAGAAGCGUCAGCCAAUAGAGACAUCUGCUAUGUUCGCCCAGUGACACACAUUUGAUCCUUGGAAAGUGGUGUCGUUCUCUGGUCUCCAAAUGGACACACAUGCGUAUGAACACAUCAUUUAAAGGCAUGAGUUGCAUGUGAUUCAUAGUGAGUUUCAGGCCUGUACUUCCACUAGAUUUAGAAACCAGUCCAUCCGAAAGACAAAAUCAGACGUGGAUGGAGCGAACUCAUUUUAAAAUGACACCUCUGUCCGUGUAGAUUAGCCUCUUGAUCCAUGAGCCUUCCCCUUUGCGUGAAGGGUCGUGUCUCUUUCACAUGUCUAAGUGUAGAAAGCACAAGCACCUGAACGGUAAGUUUAGUGUAACCAAAGGGUUGUAUUGACGUUGACUUGGUGCAUCAAGGACAAGCACACUCCUCCCCCGUGCUCCAGCGAGGAGGAGGCAUCGUCAGCCGUGGCAUCCAGACGAGGAGGGGCUUCCUUCCCGAUUCACAGUAGAAUGCUGUGGUUAUAUCCUUGUGCAUUAGUAGUUAUUAAAUGUUUACUUAGGUGUGGCAUAUUUAUUUGCAAAUAAAUGGUUUAUUGAAGAAUUGUAAAAAGA